AUGGCCACCUUUGUCGACGCGGUGCUGCACCAGCCCGAGCUGGCGGCCGUCGUCUUUGGCUAUCAACAUGGCGUCUAUGAAGACGUCGUGAGUCGGUUCCGCGACUUCCACCGCCUCGUCGACUUCAUGCAGCUGCCGGAUGACCCCUGCUGGGACGACGAGUACCCGCCCAACACCAUCGGCGUGCGCACGCUCUGCCUCAAUGUGCUCAACACGCGGGAUCCUCGCUUUCCGCUGCAUUUUGCGAUCCUCCAAGGCGACCUGGCAGCGACCAAACGUAUCCUGCGCUGCCGCCCCGACCUCGCGUACCAAGAGGCCAUCCAAGCUGCGAUUAAACAGGAUCAUCUUGACAUCGCCACGUACCUCUUGGAGCAGCGGGUGACGCAAGUGCCAGAGCUCAACCGCAACUUCGACGACGAGUACCACGGCCGGCCGUCGCGGCUUCUCGACGAUUGGCUACCCUCAUGCCGCUCGACGCUCUACAAGAACGAUGCGUCCAUUUUGGCGCUGCUAUGGGCCCAUCGUCAACGCGACUGGGACAGCGACAGCCUUGUCCCCAUAGCGCUCCAAGCUUACGCGCUCGAAGCACUUGGGUUCUUGAUCGCGCAUCUGCCACCGUCGGGGCUACGCGGCGCUUUGGAUCCGGUGGCCAGGCAAGGUCAUUUGCCUCUGGUCAAGACUUUGCAUGCCCGGGGACUCUCCUGCACAACCAAGGCAAUGGACCGGGCUGCCGCCAAUGGCCACCUCGACGUCGUCACCUUCUUGCACGAGAAGAGAAGCGAAGGCUGCACGACCGAGGCAAUGGAUUGGGCUGCCGCCAAUGGCCACCUCGACGUCGUCACCUUCUUGCACGAGAAGAGAAGUGAAGGCUGCACGACCGAGGCAAUGGACCGGGCUGCGGUCAGCGGUCAUCUCGAUGUUGUCACCUUCUUGCACGAGAAGAGAAGCGAAGGCUGUACGACCAAGGCAAUGGACCGGGCCGCCUUCAACGGUCAUCUCGAUGUCGUCACCUUCUUGCACGAGAAGAGAACCGAGGGCUGCACGAUGGCAGCGCUCAGCGGUGCGACGGUCGAGGGCCACCUCGAUGUCGUUCGGUUUCUCGUCGCGCACCGUGACGAGGGUGCGUCUUGUGUCAUUCUGGACUCGGCGGCCGCCGAAGGCGAGCUAGACAUCGUUACCUAUCUGAACGAGCUCGGGCGUUUUCCGUGCACGACCUCCGCCGUCGACGAAGCCGCGAAGAACGGGCACCUCGACGUCGUGGACUACCUCUUGACGCAUCGACGCGAAGGUGGAAGCCGAGACGAUGCCGUGCGAGGAGCUCUUGAUAACGGUCACAUUGAGAUCGUCCAGCGCCUUGUCGCGGCGGGAUACCCCCUUCCGACAACCAACCGCAGCAUCAAGAGAGUGAUGCGCAAGCCAGGUGCCCUCGCGCUGCUGCAGCUCUACGUCGCACAAGGUGUUCCGCUGCCAUCCUCUUCGGCAAAACAUGUACAAAAGUACGGUGGCGAUGACAUUGCUCAGCUUUACCUUCAACAUGCACCAGCGGCAUUGUCGCCCAAGUACCCCAUUCCAGUAAUAUGGCAAUAUGGCCUUGAUGAAAUUGAGACGGCACUCUUUAACAAAGACCUCGACUUGAUCUCGGAGCAAUGGACCAGGGACAGCGAAGAAGGCCCAUUUCCAUCGUGCAUGAAUACAUCCUCAUGA
Molecule: messenger RNA, 1704 nt
Organism: Saprolegnia parasitica CBS 223.65
Lineage: Eukaryota; Oomycota; Saprolegniomycetes; Saprolegniales; Saprolegniaceae
Exons: 2
Coding region: 1-1704 (567 amino acids)
Molecular function (GO): protein binding
Source: RefSeq, a predicted model, not a curated record